Messenger RNA from Cheilinus undulatus (humphead wrasse), 5070 nucleotides. RefSeq names its product C-type lectin domain family 4 member M-like. The coding region runs from base 3551 to 4615 and encodes 354 amino acids. The transcript is spliced from 8 exons. The record is from RefSeq and is a predicted model, not a curated record. NCBI's taxonomy places the organism in Eukaryota, Metazoa, Chordata, Actinopteri, Labriformes, Labridae.
AUUAUAUGAACACAGUCUAAGUGAUACUCACUUCUUCUCAGCUCUGGGAGGGACCAUUAUCAGAAUGGAUCUGAUGGAGAUCGAUGACAGUGUACAUAUGAAGACGAGCCUCAUCAAGGAUGGCCUUGUCACCAAAGUUGCAGUGUGAUGACCACAUUACUAUUUAUCCUCCCGUUGAUCUUUAAGGAAGAAAGCCCUCCUCUAGAUGUGCCUCUGUGAGUCUCGGAUUAUUGUGCACGCUCCUUUUUGCUGCAAUUGUAGGACAGUUCCUCUACUGUAAGUAUUUCAGUUGUCACUUUAAAAAUACAUUUUUUAAGCUAGCAAUUCCCACCAUGUCCUUGUAUUAAAAAGUCCAUAUAGAGCUCAUGUUUAAGAUAAUGAAAAACCACGACUAUGCCUGACAGUCACGUGCCUUUGUGAGGUUUGACAUUUAAAGUUUAUUGAAAGUACUGAAUCACCAGUAAAGUGACGUUACAGUGGUGGCUAAUGAGGAGGGCUGGGCUGGCUUUUUAACAUGAACUUGUACCUCAGUUUAACUUUGAGUCAGAGUGGACAUUUGAGCAGUUAGAAGAAAAUUCUUUAAAGUAUUCUUGAGACAUCACAUUCAUACAGACAAGGAUUAGGGACAUUGGCGAAGGAGUAAAAAAACUAUGGCCAAGUGGAGAAUAAAGUAGAAAUUUUGAGAAUGAUGUUGAAACAUAAUUUCGAGAUUGAAGUUGAAAUGAUGACAUAGAAGUCUAGACGUGGUAUUAUAAACAGCAGAUCUUAGAUACUGUGUCUUUAUGUGCUUAAGAGAAAGAAUCUCUUGGUUGUUAAAUCCAGUAAUUAGGUAUAGUUUCACAUAUUCAUCUUUAUAUAGCAUAAGGCAUUUAGUAGAGACAGUCAUGAUCUGUUUGUUUUUGUCUCAAAUACUCAUACAUCAACAGGUAGGGACAUAACAGCUCAAGUGUCCCUCUUCCCAUCUUAUCACCUGUAGAGAUGCACAGGUGAUAGAGUCAACCCUGAAAUUGUGCUACUGAACCAAACAAAUGGGCCCAAGUGCAAAACUCAAACACAGAGGCAAAGUUCAAAGUUCAUUUAAUCAGUCCAAGUCGGUACACGAUAAAUCACAAGGCAGAGGUAUCCAAAACGGCAGGCAAAGACGGAGUUAAAUAACUAGGUACUGAUCAAAAACUAACUAGGAACACUAGAGGGAAUGCUGGAACGCUGACACAAGGACCAGACGAUCUGGCAGGGAAGGAAAGGACUGGGGAGACUAAAUACGCUGGGGGAAGGGAGACAACACACAGGUGAAACACAUGAGGUAAUCACAGACGCGGGGAACAGGUAGGGAUGGACAAGAAGGAGCGACCUGAAAGGAGACAAGGUAAGUAUACAAAAUAAAACAGGAAACACAAAACACGAGGGACUAAAACUAAGAAUACACUAAAAUUAACCCAUAGACAUGACAGUACCCCCCCUUCUAAGGCCGACUCCAGACGGCCCAGGCUCGUCAGGAUGAUCCUUGUGGAACUCUUGGAUGAGGCUGGGAUCCACAAUGUUGCUAGCUGACACCCAUGACCCUCUUCUGGGCCAUAUCGUUCCCAAUCCACAAGAUAUUGAUGACCGCGACCCUUCUGUCUGACAGCCAAGAGUUUCAUCCACCAUCCAGGGGGGAGGAGGGGGUUUGGAAGCAGGGACCAAGGCGCUCUCCUUGACAGGCUUUACUUGACUGAUGUGAAAUGUAGGAUGUACUCUCAUGGGUCUAGGGAGUUUCAGUCUCACAGAUACUAGAUUAAUAACUUUUGAUGUAGGAAACAGACCAACAAACCUUGGGGCGAGUUUCCUGGCUUUCACUCGAAGAGGGAGAUGUUUGGUUGAGAGCCACACUUUCUGACCAGUGCCGUAAACAGGUGCAGGGCAAUGAUGGCGAUCAGCUCUCUCCUUGUACAGCGAUGAGUUCCGCAGCAGCAAUCACCGAGCUCUUUCCCAGAUGCGUCUGCAAUGUCGGGCCAAGGCAGAUGGCACGCUAACCUCUUUUUCCAGGGCAGGGGAUAGAGGUGGUUGGUAGCCAAACACGCACUGAAAAGGAGACAGUCCAGAGGAUGAGCAAGACAACGUAUUGUGUGCAAAUUCUACCCACGAAUGUGUUUGCUCCAUGAAGCAGGAUUCUGGGAAGCGAGGCAGCGGAGACCCGUCUCCAACUCUCGGUCAAGCUGUUCAGUCUGUCCGUUACUUUGUGGGUGGUGGCCCGAGGAGAGGCUUAAAGUCGCACCAAUCAAAGAACAGAACUCCGACACCACAUCCCUAGGGAAAACAUUCAGACGAAACAUGUGAUACAGCAGGGCCUUGGCCGUCUCCUUGGCUGAGGGCAACUUGGGCAUAGGAAUUAAAAUGCACCAUUUUGGAAAAAACGAUCCACCACUGUCAAGACAGUGGUGUUACCUUCAGAGACUGACAGGCCAGUGACGAAGUCCGCAGAGAUGUCGGACCGGGGCCGGUGUGGCACAGGAAGAGGAUGCAGUUGACCUGCAGGAGGUUGAUGAGACACUUUAUUUCUGGCACAGACAGGGCAGGCAGAGACAUAUUCUGUUACCUCCUUCUCCAUAGAAGGCCACCAGAACCUUUGCUUGAUUACAAAUAUUGUCCUUUUGACUCCAGGAUGGCAGGAGAUGGGGGAAGAGUGUGCCCAGUGGAUGACCUGAGAACGUAACUCAGAGGGAACAAACAGUCGAUUGUGAGAAAUACCAACAGGGGGAGCAUUAGCUUUAUUAGCCUCAACCACUUUGUCUUCAAUGUCCCAGGUAAAAGCUCCAAUAAAACAGGCUUUAGGAAGAAUGGUGUGAGGUUCUUUGGGAGACUUUACCUUAGAGUACAGGCGAGAGAGAGUGUCAGGUUUAGUGUUUUGAGAGCCAGGAUGGUAGGAGAGGGUGAAAUUAAAUCUAUUAAAGAAGAGGGCCCACCUGGCUUGACGUGAGUUGAGUCUCUUGGCUGACUUCAAGUAUUCCAAAUUCUUAUGGUCUGUCCAAACGAUGAAUGGUUGUGCUGCCCCCCCCAGCCAGUGUCUCCACCCUCCAAGGCAACCUCAAUGGCUAACAGUUCUUUAUUUCCAACAUCAUAAUUCUUUUCUGCAGAGGAGAGUUUACAUUAUAAAAACGCACAGAGAUGGAGCUUACCAUCCGAAGCAGACCUCUGGGACAGCACCGCGGCAACUCCAACAUCAGAUGCAUCAACCUCCACCACAAACUGCCUGUCUGGAUUCGGUAGAGUGAGGAUGGGAGCUGAGGAGAAUCUUGACUUGAGUUCUUUGAAAGCUGUCUGCCUGAGGAGUCCAUUCGAAUGGUCUGUGAGGAGAGAGGUAGGAGUGGGCCAACUUUCCACAGCAGCCACCUUUUCAGAGUCCAUCCUAAACUCUCCUUCUACCAGAACAAAGCCCAGAAAGGAAACACUGGACUGGCACCUGCGCCUUGUUUAAGGCGGACCAGAACUCUGGCGGCCUCCCGACCUGGAACACCUGCGUGCACAGUAUCUAAGAUCUGCUGUUUGUAAAAAUUACACUUUCAUCAAACCCAUGUCAGCAGACCUGAUUCAGACGGCUAACAGCACUGGAGAACAGUUAAAGGCUGCAUUGAGUAACGUGACAAAAGACAAAGAGCAGCUGCAGAAAAGCUACAACACCUUAAAACAAGAGAAAGAUCAGCUACAGACAAACUACAAGAAUUUGACUCAGAUUAAAAAUCAACUUGAGAACAGUUACCAAUCACUGUCCAAAGACAAAGAUGCUUUGCAACUCCGUUGUAACACUCUGCAGAGAGACAAAGAUCAGCUCAGGAGUGAUUACACUAGUUUGGAAACUGUUAAAGAUCAGCUAGAGAAGAAGGUUAUAAAAGUAAGAGGUGACCUGACUAGAGAGAGAGACGCACUGCAGGAAAGCUACAACACCCUGAAACAAGAGAAAGAUCAGCUACAGACAAACUAUAACAGCACUCAGAGGAAUCUCAACAACCUGCAGAGAGAAAAGAAUGACUUACAGACUCAGUUUAACACCAUGAGAACAAACAGAGAUGAGUUACAGACAAGUAAUGCUGCACUGAAGAGUGAAAAGGACCAGUUACAAAGAAGCAAAGACAGCUUGCAAAGCCAGUUUAAUACUCUGCAGAGGGAGAAAGAUCAGCUGAGGGCCGACUACAACAAUUUGACUCAAGUUAGAGAUCAAUUACAGCAGAGAGUCAACGCACUAGUCAACUCUUGUCCAGGAGGCUGGAGAAAGUUUGAUGGCGGCAGUUGUUUCUAUGUUUCAACUCAAAGACGUACCUGGUAUUCAAGCAGAGACUUCUGCAUCUCCCAAGGAGGUCGUCUGGCGAUCUUAAACAACAGGGAUAAAAUGAUGUUUGUCAACGGGUUGCUGAGACCAGGUGUAGAAGCCUGGAUCGGUCUGACUGACAGUGGUAGUGAGGGGACCUGGAAGUGGGUGGAUGGGUCCAUCAUCACAACUACAUUCUGGCAGUCUGGGCAGCCCAACAGCUGGGGAGGAAACCAGGACUGUGGAGAAAUUGUGCAGAAAGGAAACAUUGGAGAGUGGAAUGAUGAAGGUUGUUCUUCUGAAAAUGUGUGUGUGUGUGAAAUCCCUGUGUAACAUACAGUUAACCUGUUCUGUAUUUACACAUCUCUAUAUAUAACUAUCCCAAUCUAGAUUGCAGAUGUAAAAUAUUAUAUUUUUUGCUUUCUUGAUUCAAAACAAGGAAAUCUUAAAGCAGUGAUCUGUUAUAAAUUUUAAAUAUUGUACAUUUGGUUGCUGAGUGGUGCUUGAUGAUAAAAAAAAACAAAAACAAAAAAAAAAAAACUGAUUUUGUAUUCGUUGACUGAUGCCAGACUGUGCUGUGGCUUUGGCAAAGCUUUAUUUGACAAAUUGCCUUCUUUAUAAUGAAACUGAAUACAUGUUAUUGAGUGUGUAUGAAAGUUUAAUCCAGAUGAUGUUUGCUAUGAAGUAUAAACGUUCAGAAUUUACAUGCAUAUUAAUACUGUACAAACUUAUGAUAACUAUGUCAAAGGGGUACAACACAAUGUCUGUUAUGUUUCAAUAAAAAUGUC